Molecule: messenger RNA, 377 nt
Organism: Dentiscutata heterogama
Lineage: Eukaryota; Fungi; Glomeromycota; Glomeromycetes; Diversisporales; Gigasporaceae
Source: the annotation of a GenBank genome assembly
UUAAUAACAAGUCUGUUAUAAAUGAAGCAAUGGUUAAAGAUAAUAUCAGCAGAGCUGGGACGACCAAUGUUCACCCGUCUCAAGAAUUACAUGAAAGUAUUGAAACAGUGAUCAAGUCUUUUACAAAGCAACAGAAUACUAUUAAUGCGAUAUCCAGUAUUGUUAGUCAAGUAUCGGAUAAAAAAAAUUCAGAUUUCUCUCCACCAAUUACUGGAGAUAGUGAAACCCGAGAUUCAGCAAAAUAUUAUAAACGCGAUAGCAAACCCGCUAGAAAAAAACCAAUUUUUAAUGAUACCGCAUCUGAGUCCUCAUCCACAUCUGAAUCUGGGUCUAGUUCUGAAUCAUCUAAUGAUGAUGAAGAUUUUACUGUGAAAGUG